Messenger RNA from Helianthus annuus (common sunflower), 827 nucleotides. RefSeq names its product SPX domain-containing protein 2-like. The transcript is spliced from 3 exons. The coding region runs from base 91 to 591 and encodes 166 amino acids. Gene Ontology annotation, biological process: cellular response to phosphate starvation. NCBI's taxonomy places the organism in Eukaryota, Viridiplantae, Streptophyta, Magnoliopsida, Asterales, Asteraceae. The record is from RefSeq and is a predicted model, not a curated record.
GAUAUGCUUUAACGAUACUUAGGUUUAUGUCCAUAAAGGGUUAUACUUCAACAUUAGAGAAACACCGCGAUAAAAGAAAAGAAUUCAAACAUGAAGUUCGGAAAGGAAUUUCGCAUUAAGAUAUCCGACAUCAUGCCAGAAUGGGAACACGAGUGUAUGUCAUACAAAGACUUGAAAAAGCAACUAAAUUUGAUGGAUCCUGGGAGCCGUGAUGAAGGUUUCAAACGAUUACUUCAAAACGAGCUUGUAAAGAUGAAUGACUUUUUCUCAAAUAAGGAAGAAGAAUACAAGAACAGAUUACAGGAGUUAAAAAGGGAGGUAGCUGAUUUAGAUAGCGGUGAAGAGGCAACACAAGUGACGGUUGAUCUACUGCAAUUCCACAAUCAAUUGGUUUUACUCCUUCGUUACUACGAACUCAACUUUGAUGGAUUCCUGAAGAUUAUCAAGAAACAAAUGAAGAAAACCGGGGAAUUGUUUACGUUGUCAUCUAUGCAGGGAGAUGAUGAAAAACUAGUCUUCAUUGCCAAUUCUCUUGACAAACUUCUAGCAGAGUGUGUAGAGACUUUAGUACAGCUGGUGCACUCAACCUAAGUAAAAUAAACGUCGCGCAGUUUAUGGGCACGGUGUAAAUCAAGAAAUUUCUAUGUGUCUAUACUAUAUAUUGUAUACUAAUGUCUCCUCCAUGAUUCAUCUGGGGAAGAUGGAGCUUUUUAAAUAGUUGAAAAAAAAAGUUCAAAGCGAUUAACGACUUGAAACGAAAUUAUAUACUAAGUUCAGUGGUUAUGUUGUAAUGUUAAAUGUUAUAUCAUAUGUUCUUUGUGGGUAAA